AUGGCGUUUGCUCGAUUAAAUAAAAGUAUUACUUUACCUUCGGGAGAGUACUCAGUAAAACAAUGGAUGAAAGCUGUGCAUAAUUUACUAGAGAAGACGAAAAGCGCCAAAGAAAGUGGCGACCUCGAAACUGUGUACACAACUAGUAUAAAAGCAUCCGC
Molecule: messenger RNA, 161 nt
Organism: Diversispora eburnea
Lineage: Eukaryota; Fungi; Glomeromycota; Glomeromycetes; Diversisporales; Diversisporaceae
Source: the annotation of a GenBank genome assembly